GCUAGUCGGCUCGCCGCCAUGAGGAGGUCGCUGCCCCGGCUGCUGCUGCUCGUGCUGCUGGCCUUCCCCGCCGCCUUGCUGCUCGGAGGUGCCCGCAGCGGUUCAGGUUCUAGCUUGCUAGUAGCUGCUCAAGAUGCCACAGAAGAUGAGGAAACAAUGGAAGCAAUGGAAGAUACAGUAGUUGAAGAUGAAGAUGAUGAAGCGGAAGUUGAGGAGGAUGAACCCACAGAGCUGACAGAAGAGAAAGAGGAAGAAGACCUAUCGGGAGAGCCUAAAGCAUCACCCAAUGCUGAUACAACCAUCUUAUUUGUGAAAGGAGAAGAUUUUCCAGCAAACGACAUUGUAAAGUUUUUGGUAGGCUUUACCAACAAGGGUACAGAAGACUUCAUUGUGGAAUCACUGGAUGCUUCGUUCCGGUACCCUCAAGACUACCAGUUCUUCAUUCAGAAUUUCACUGCUCUUCCACUGAACACAGUUGUUCCACCACAGAGACAAGCCACAUUUGAAUAUUCAUUCAUUCCUGCAGAACCUAUGGGUGGUCGGCCCUUUGGGCUAGUCAUCAACCUGAAUUACAAGGACCAAAAUGGGAACUUUUUCCAAGAUGCUGUUUUCAAUCAAACUGUUACAAUUAUUGAAAAAGAAGAUGGAUUGGAUGGUGAAACGAUCUUCAUGUAUAUGUUCCUUGGUGGACUUGGCCUUCUUGUGAUUGUUGGUCUGCAUCAGCUGUUAGAAUCUAGAAAGAGAAAAAGACCAGCUCAAAAAGUAGAGAUGGGGACAUCAAAUCAGAAUGAUGUUGACAUGAGUUGGAUUCCUCAAGAAACUUUAAAUCAAAUCAACAAAGCUUCACCAAGGCGGUUGCCCCGCAAAAGGGCACAAAAGAGAUCAGUAGGGUCUGAUGAAUAAUUUUUGUUGAUACAGUGAGCCUUUACUAACCCAGCCAUCCAAUCCAAUCCCUCUUGUGUUUGCUUGAAUUGGGAGUUGUGCUGAAAAGCCAUAUCAACUGAAGAGAAUACUAUGAAACAUUUGGACUCUGCAUUUGAGUUGUGUUCAGAGAACAUUGCUAAAAAUGCACUUCUCGUUCCUUAUAAGAAACUUUUAAUUAAGAAUCAUUGUGCUAUCUGAAAUGUGCCUUUAGAGUCUUUUCAUAAUGCUGAUCUGUCAUCUGCACGCCUUUGUUUCUGAUUUUCUUUCAGAAAUGCAAAUGUUUCCUGUCCUGUUCUGAUUGUAUCCUGUUGUAUAAAAAGGUCUUCAUGCAUUUUCCUAUCUCUCCAAAGUCAUUGAGCUCAUUCUUUGCUACAUGUAUGCAACUACUUUUUGGUAUGCAUGCUAAAUCUUGUCAUAAAGCACUGAACUGCAUUUUGUGUAGCUAGUAUUCUAAAGGCACAAGCAGGGGUGUGACUGCUUUAAGCAGUCUAGUUUUUUUUUUUUUUUGCUGCUGCUGUUUGACAAAGCGCACACUGAAUGAGAUCCCCAGUAUUCUUGCAUAUGUGUCAAAAAGGGAUUUCUGUAGCAGCGGAAUUCGAAAUAACGGAAUGUGUGCUCACUUUGGCAUUUAACAUCCCUUUUUAUUGCAAUAUAACUGUACAUCUGUAUAAAUUGUUAGUAGUUUGAUUUUAGUCAAUAGAUCUGGUGACAGUAGCCAGAUGAAUUACUUUGGAAUGCUAAGUCUAAUGGAUGCAAAUUGAGCCUCA
Molecule: messenger RNA, 1691 nt
Organism: Euleptes europaea (tarantolino)
Lineage: Eukaryota; Metazoa; Chordata; Lepidosauria; Squamata; Sphaerodactylidae
Gene: SSR1
Product: signal sequence receptor subunit 1
Exons: 8
Coding region: 19-903 (294 amino acids)
Cellular component (GO): endoplasmic reticulum membrane; endoplasmic reticulum
Source: RefSeq, a predicted model, not a curated record